AUGUCCCCUGGGUACCAGCAUCUCCUGGGUAUCAGCAUCCCCAGGUACCAGCAUCCCCUGGGUACCAGCAUCCCCCUGCCCAGGGAGCGGGCCCAGUUCCGGUGUCCCGUGGGUCCGGCUGACACCUUUGCACCCGUGGGUGCUGUGAGGUACAGUGGCAAGACGGUACCCAACCUUUUCCUUCCCUUUUCUCGCAUUUUCUGCGACCAGCUGAGGGCGUGCCGAGACCGCGUAAGGGCCCGCAGCCACGCGGAGGGGAACGAGGUGUCCCAGGAGAGCCUGCUCCUCCACGGCCCCUUCGCUCGGAAGCCCAAGCGCAUCCGCACCGCCUUCUCGCCGUCGCAGCUCCUGCGGCUGGAGCGGGCCUUCGAGAAGAACCACUACGUGGUGGGCGCCGAGCGCAAGCAGCUGGCCAGCAGCCUCAGCCUCUCCGAGACCCAGGUGAAAGUCUGGUUCCAGAACCGGCGGACGAAAUACAAACGGCAGAAGCUGGAGGAGGAAGGACCCGACUCGGACCAGAAGAAGAAAGGCUCCCACCACAUCAACCGAUGGCGCCUCGCCACCAAGCAGUCGAGCGGAGAAGACAUCGACGUCACCUCCAACGACUAA
Molecule: messenger RNA, 609 nt
Organism: Opisthocomus hoazin
Lineage: Eukaryota; Metazoa; Chordata; Aves; Opisthocomiformes; Opisthocomidae
Source: RefSeq, a predicted model, not a curated record